Acanthoscelides obtectus is the source of this 9279-nucleotide messenger RNA. The record is from the annotation of a GenBank genome assembly. Lineage: Eukaryota; Metazoa; Arthropoda; Insecta; Coleoptera; Chrysomelidae.
GUCGACUCCACCUGGCAACACUGCUACCACUACGCAUUGCGCAAAUACGAUACGCGUAUGAAAAUGAGAAAAUGGUUGCUUGUGGUUCGCUGUUACGAAGAUAAUCCAAGUGUUUUGUUGUUUUAGUGCUUGUUUUGUUAUAGUCCAUCGUCAUACAAAAUGUUUAAAACUAAAUUGGAAGUUGACAAACACGUGGACAAUUGCUUAAAGAAGGUUAAUGGUGAAACUGAGAGAAAUCUGAGGAGCUUCUCAUUUGCCAAACUAUACUACAAUGUUGGUGAUUGUGAACAUGCAAUCCGUUACAUCUUGUCAUACCUCAGUGUCAAGCCCAAGUCUGCAGAGGCAUACCAGUUGCUAGGAAAAUGUUAUGAGAAGCAAGGCAAAAACUAUGAAGCUCUAGAAGCUUAUAAGAACAGCGUGCAGAUUGACUCAAAGAAUAAGAGUUUAAUACUAAAAGGUAAGUCUGAAGCAACUUCUAAAAUGUUCACCUAUAAAUCUACAAAUACACCUGACAAGUCUAAAAAUUUUUUUCUAGUUUGUGAACUACUUGCUUCUGCAGAUGAAGAAAUGAAUCAGCAGAGUGCCAAAUGUUACCUCAGCUUAGCUCAAACCAUUGAUCCAUAUAACCCUGUGGUUUAUCAGCUAAAAGAAAAACUUAUCACAACUGAAUCUAAGGAUCCAGAACAAGAAACACAAUUACUGAUGAAAGAACUAGAAAACAGACCAUUAGAUGUUAACCUUAGAUGCAAGAUACUAAAACUUUUCAUACUGCAUAAUAAGAUUAAAGAAGCCUAUAAGCAUAUUACAGAUAUAGAGCAGAAAAACUUAGAUAUAUUUAAUAACAUUACCUGGUAUGAAACAGUAGCUGAAGUUUUAUUGAAGUAUCAAAGAAGUGUUACACAAUUAAAUUGGGAGUAUUGGUUUCUCUCAGUAUCUGUUCUUGAUAGGCUUGCUGCCUUGAGCUUAGAUGACCACAAUGAUACUUCAAAAAAUACAAUAGAGUGUAUUACUGCAGUGUUUAAUUUUGACCAAAUGCUAUCUAAGGCUUCUCAAAACCUCAAGGACUGUCCUGAUCAACACUUGGUAUCUGAAUUUUUGAAUCAUUACCGUGCACAAUUAUAUUUCCAUGUAGCAACAUCGAUUUUCAAGCUAGCUAAGAUAGAUGUCAUUCCUUUUAAACAGGCAUCAAAUAUUACCCUACCAGUAUUAUUUGCUGCAUACCACUCAUAUCCUAUAGACCUUCAGAGCAUGUGGUUCUUGCAUCUUCCCGAAAAUUCCAGACAGUUGGUGCUUAAAUGGCAUAAAGACUCUUCUUUUAGAUGUUCACAAACAGGACAUGUCUUACUUGAGGCUUUUAAAGACAGAAAGUCUGCAGUUCUAGAAAAAGCCUCUCAGUAUUCAAUGGGGUCAUGGCGAGAACAAGUCUUUAAGAGAGUUUUUAUACAAAGAGAUCAGCAGAUGAAAAUGAGUACUAGUUGCUUUGUUUCUAGUGACCAACCAUUAGAGCCAGUAAUUAGACUGCCUAAUAAUGAAGAUAUACUUAGAUAUGAUGAAACGGCUCAACUGGUCUACCCAGACUCAUUGCACCAUUACAUCUGGAUUGCUCUUAACACCAAGCUCUCUGAUUUUCAUGUCAAAGGAUUUGAUGGAUUACAAUACACUGUUAAAAAUUUGGUCAACUGUGCUGCUGAAACCUUGAACAUUCUUGACAUACAGGCAUUUAUAUACUGUGCAACCUUGUGUACCAAAUUGGGGAUUGAUAACAAUAUAAUGCACUUUAAUAAAAAUAAGCCCAGGGUGCUUCCAGCUGCAAUAACGGACACAUUAGGUUCAGUGAACCAAUCAAAAUUCAUCAAGGCAGCAUAUAAAAUGCACAAGAAUGAACAAGGUAGUGAUGCAAGUGAAGUGAGGCUAGCAUUGAUCAACGGCAUUGAGGUUGUUAGAUGUGUAGGCCAUCAUGGCUUGGAUGUGAAGGUACUGGUAAAUUUGGGAACUUUAUUUGAAGAGAGGUCAAAGAAUUUAACAAAACAGUCUGAGAUUGAGGCUAAUAGUGCAAGAGCUGAUUUGUAUUGGAGGACUGCUCUUCCACUUUUGGAAAAGAUCAAGAAUAGCCAAAUAAUUGUAUAUCCUAACAAUAGACUAUUUGAGUAUAAGAAUAAAGAAAUGAGUGUCCCUGAGGCUGUGAGUUAUAUUGAGCAGGGAAAGUUGUUCACAGGUGCACAGCUAAUGAAGAAAAAAGAAUAUGAUAGAGCACUUGAAGUGUUUGCUCACUUGAAAGACCCUUAUGCCAGUUUUUAUCAAGCCCAAAUCUACAAACAUAUGGCUGAUGAAAAGACGAAUCAAAGUAAAGAAAAUGUCACAUCUGAGAUGCGAAGUCAACACAUCAUUUUGCUUUCCAAAGCUAGGGAUUGUCUCUACUUGACAUUAGACAGAUUGAGAGAUCCUUCUGUGGAUCGGUCACAUCCUUUAAAUGCUCAACUAGGUACAGAAAUCGAGAAGAUAGAGAGACUGUUAUCAAGAAUUGAUCCUGACAAUUCCCAUGAUUAUGAUGGAACUUCAGAUGAUAAUGAUUCUGAUAACAGUGUGGGUGAGCAUUACCUAUCAGCUGCAGGGUAUACAAAUCAGCCAAGUUUCCAAAAUAGUACACAGUAUAGUUCAAAACAUGAUCAAAUGAAUAUCACAUCUACUCCUAUGAAGCUGCAUAUUCCAAGGCAAGAAGCAAGACCAAGUCCUGAGAGACUAGAUGCCCAAAUUCGUCAACUUAUGUCAUCAAGUAUACUGGAACAGAACAAGAUUCUGACUAGUUCCCACAGGAACCUUUUGGAGGAACUGAGAAGCUUCAAAGGUGCAGUUAACAAUUUGACUGCAAUGGUUGAGGAUUUGAAGCAUAUGAAAAGAGGAUUUGAGGAAAUCAAGAAGUCUGUUGAUGAACUUAAACACUCUGUUGAUCACUUGCAAAAUGUGGAUGACAUGGUGCAGGAAAUUAAGAAAGAAAUCAAUGAGCUUAAAAAAGAUCAUCCUAAACCCAGCCAACUCAGUGAAGAAGACCUGUAUGUGCUGGAUUCAGACUAUGGCCUGGACUACAACAUCAACUCAAAUCUCAAUUCAGGAUAUACAGCACCUACCUUGCCAAAUGUGUAUCCAAACUACCCAGCUGCUAGACUUCCAAAUCCAGGGAAUUUGGCUGCAGGCUAUGGAGCUCCAGGAUUUUAUCCUGGCUUGUAUCCUGGACUGCCAUAUGGGUAUGGUGGGCUUGGUUUGCCGCAAAUGCCGCAACUACCCCAGCCUGGAACACUGCCGGGAACAUUGCCAUUUGGAUCCGAGUCUCAAGUACCUGGGAUACCAGGAGCGCCAGCUGUACCGGCAGUUCCAGUAAGCUAUGCUCAAGCAAUGAUGGCACAAUCUGCCUUGUCACAACAAUCUCUUCCCUCCACUAGUUUAGGAGUUGGUCUUCUUACAGGACAAAGUCUUACGCAGCAGGCACCUUCAACGCCGAUGCCCGCCAAAACAACCCCACAAGCUACUUCGAAAGAGUAUCCAGUGAACGUAGUUAUAACCACCUCUGAUCCUCUGCCAUCAAGCAAGACGUUAACCACUUCUCAACCAGUGCUGUCGGUAACCAUACCACCGCAUCACAUUAAGGGAAGUGUGGUGGCGUCGCAGUCGAUGUCACAACCUCAUAGUUAUCAGAUUCCCAUGCCUAUAACUGGAAUUACUUCUAUGGCGCCGUCCAUUCUCAGUAAACCUCCACCGGUGGUAACAACACAAAGCCUGUUAUUCAAUGUGGCCCCGCCAAUAUUUUCUGCAGUCUCACCAAAUAAGACACCCUCCAAGGACGUUAGUCUUGGACUGCGAAUAGAAAAGUCUCUCAACGAGUCGUUUAACAAGGAGAAGUCGAAUACAAGCUUGAAAAGUAACACCUCUGCUACCUCGGAUGAGGAGCACGACCCAUGUCCAGAUUUCAAGCCUAUCGUUCCUCUUCCUGAUGAGGUACCAGUCAACACUGGUGAAGAAAAUGAAACGGAAAUGUUCUGUGAAAGGGCGAAGUUGCUUAGGCAUGUGGUGGUUAAUGAUAAUGCCGAAUGGAAAGAAAGAGGGGUUGGUUUAUUGAAAAUAUUGAGGAACGAUGCGACCGGCAAGAUCAGAAUUCUGAUGAGACGUGAACAGGUCCAUAAAAUUUGCGCCAACCACUUCAUCACCAAAGACAUGCAACUACAACCGAUGCCUAACAACGAUCGGGUUUACAUUUGGGCGGCUCAUGAUUAUGCUGAUGAAACUAUGGUUUUGGAAAAGUUUUGUGUAAGAUUCAAGUUGCCAGAGGAAGCUAAAAAGUUCUACAAUGCGUUUGAAGCUGCUAAGAAGUUACUUGAUAAACCGUCAGUUUCUAUCAUUAGCAAGACAGCAGAGCAAGUGAAAGAAUCUGCAAAGGGUCCAACAACGUCAACACCCGAAACGAAGAGAGCAAUUGAAACUACUCCUGUUCAGAAACCAGCAGUCCAAAAGUCUGCAGAAACUGCUGCUCAGAAGCCCGCUGUCUCAGCACCUGCUAGCACUUUGGGUGGUUUUGUCUUUAGCAGUACACCUACUUUUAAACCAAAGGUUACAGAGACUGUUACACCUGUUCAGACACAAGAGACGACACCUAACAAAGCAACCCCAUUCACUUCAUUUACGUUUGGAAAGAUCGCUGGAACCCCUGUUGCUAGCACUUUUACGACUCUGGCAACUGAAGCGCAGACCUUCUCCCCUUUGAUUAUAUCCCAGGAGAAAGGAAAAGAUAAGCAGGAAAAUGAUGAUGAUAGUCACGCAGAAGAAUUCGUACCUACUGCCGAGUUUAAGCCUGUAGUUGCCUUACCAGAAUUAGUAGAAGUGGUGACUGGCGAAGAGAACUGUCAAGUUCUCUUCGAAGCUAGGGCAAAGCUAUUCAGAUAUGAUACUUCAGGAGAACAACACGAAUGGAAAGAACGUGGAAUUGGUACCAUCAAGGUGCUAAAAGAUGAUACUUCUAUAAGGCUGUUGAUGAGGCGAGAUCAGGUUCAUAAGGUGUGCUGCAACCACACGGUUCUCAAGAACAUGCUUUUUAAAAUGAACUCUACCAUCCCGAAAGCGGUAGUUUGGAGUGCUCAAGACUUCUCCGAAGGCGUUCUGGCACCCGAGACAUUCACUGUCAGAUUCAAGACAGAGGAACAAGCGAGUAAUUUCUUACAAACGUUGCAAACUGCUCAGACGUCCUUGAAUGAGGAUAACAAGAUCAGCGGAAAGCAUCACAAGGCUGAAGCUAGAACCAGAACGACCAGCUGGGGUGAUAAGUUCAAGCCUGUGAAGGGUAGUUGGGAGUGCAAGAACUGCUAUGUUGUCAAUGAGGGAUCUUCGAAUACGUGUAUGGCAUGCGAAACUUCAAAGAGUGGUAGUUCUGUUAAGAAAUCGGAAGAAUCCGGGCCUGUCUUUUCGUUUGGGGUUACUCCUACUACUAAGUCCAAACCAUUGUUUGGUGUUGAAACAACAGAUGCAAUGAAAGAAGAAACCAAGGGUUUGGAUUUGUCUACUUCUGGUCAAAAGUACGCAUUUGGCACUCCAGCUGCUAAGACUGAAGAAAGCAAAACUGCAUCUUCAGGCACUGGAGGAUUUGGAGAAGCAUUCAAACCAAAACCUGGCUCCUGGGAGUGUAAAAUGUGUCUGGUUAGAAACAAUGCUGAUGUGUUGUAUUGUGCAUCUUGUGAAGCACCCAAGGAUGAUACUGUGCCAAAGAAAUCCGAUGCAACUUCAUCAAGUAUGAAAGGAGUCAACUUAGACACUCCCGGCCUGAAAUUCACCUUUGGCAUCCCUCCAGGGACUGGUGCUAGUGCCCCCACAACACCCCAAUCACCGCAGGUGACCUUCUCCCUUCACGGAAAAACUGAAACCACACAAACCCCACCCGUAGCGAAACCAGCCAGUAUAUUCAAAGCCAGCGGCGGCACAAUCUCGUUUAAAACACCACAACCUGAAGCGGGCCAAGAAGCAGCGGAUGGAAAGUUUAUUUACGGUUCGCCUCGACAGCAUGCGUUUGAAUUCAAGCCGAGGUCACCUAGAAGGGCAAGUGCUGGACAAGGUGAUGAAGAGUCUGAUGGUGGCAGUGGGUUGGAAGAAGAAGAGGAUAAUAUCUAUUUCAAACCUGUUAUACCACUGCCUGAUAAGGUCGAAGUGAAGACUGGAGAAGAGGAUGAGGAAGUUCUAUUCAGCCAGAGAGCCAAGUUGUUCAGGUUUGUUGGUGAUGAAUGGAAGGAAAGGGGCUUAGGAGAUAUCAAGAUUCUCAGGAAUAAGGCAUCUGGAAAAUUGAGGGUGGUGAUGCGACGUGAUCAAGUUUUAAAGAUUUGCCUGAACCACAUGCUUACCAAAGAUGUCGAAUACCUUCCUAAAGACGAGAAGACUUGGUUGUUCCAUGCUGCUGACUUCUCAGAGGGCGAGCUAGCGUGCGAACAGUUUUGCGUGCGUUUCAAAACGCCCGAGGUAGCCGAAGAAUUCAAAAAGGCUGUGGCUGACGCACUGGAUGGCUGUGAUUUAGGAAAAACUCCAGUAGUGGUCAGUUCGCAGGAUGAUAGCGACGAGGUCAAAAUCGUCUCUGAAACCAAAGUAACUCCUGAAGAAGAAAAGGAAGCCAUCAGAUUAGGCCUUCCUCCCAAGUUCUUUUCGUACAAACAGCUUCCCGACUGCACCUGUGAACAGUGCAAGAAGGACGACGAAUAUAUGAAAAGUGCAACGAAUGCUUCCUUGGUGAUGACUCCUAAGACAACCAAGACUGUUUACUUCUCGGCGAGUUCGACACCAUCGUUAGCGUCAUCUGAAGCCGGGUCAGUGUUUGCCACCCCUGAGCUUGCUAGUGUUGCUAAGUCGCCUCAGCCAGGUGGUGAUAGUUUGAAAAACUUGCUUUUGAAGCCGCCUAUUUUCGGUACACCCAAAGAAGCAGGCGAUGGUGCAACACCGAAAACUGGAUCAAAUUCUGCUAAAUCCACAUUCUCUUUUGCCCGAGCAACUGCACCGGCAACUAGUGCAAGCCUGUUCUCGCCCGCUGCUACAACAGCCGCUAUCACUUCGAGCGGGGAUACCAGUUAUGGAGCUAAAACUACCACAGGAGGCUUGUUCGGCAUUUCAACAAACAUAUUCGGUACUCCCACGUCCAAUACAGAGCCUACUAUAAAAAGUGCCACUGCAAUUACAACAGGCUUGUUCAGCAGCAUCGGCAUUUCUGCUUCAGACCCCUCUACUCCAAAAAGUCCUGCUACCACAGGAAGUUUGUUCAGUAGUUCAGGCAGCAUAUUUGGUAGUUCAGCUCCAGGUGCAAAUACUAAUACCCCAAAAAGUACUGGUACGACAGGAAGUUUAUUCAGCAGCUCAGGCAGCAUAUUUGGUGCUACUCGCAGUACAGAAAGUGGCACUCCAAAAAGUGCUACCACCACUGGAAGUUUAUUUGGCAGCCCAGCCAGUAUUUUUAAUAAUGCUGCAGCAAAAACUACUACUACUGCUGGAAGCUUAUUCGGCAGUCCAGCAAGCAUAUUCAGUAACACACAGUCUGCUACUACUACAAAUACCACUAGCACCACUGCAGCGAGUAUAUUUUCUUCAAAUACGAGUAUCUUUGGAGGAAAUACGACCAGCACGCCCUCUGUGUUCGGAGGAAGUAGCAAUACAACACCUGUAUUUGGCGGAGCUGCACCAGUGUUCGGUAGCAGUGGAAGUACUGCAUUGUUUGGAAGCGGCAAAAGUAACAUAUUUGGAGGUAGUACUCCUGCAAGUACAGCUAGCGCAACUCCUGUAUUUGGAGGUGCUUCCACGACAACAGUCUUUGGUUCUAGCAGCUUAUCUGCUGCAGCAACGACAACUAGCACAACUCCUUCAAAUACCAGCAUAUUUGGAAGCAAUACAAUCACAACGUCAGCAAACCUCAGCUUCGACAGUCUUGUGCCUAAAGAAGGGCAAACUACUCACCUGAAAGAGGACGAUGAGGUGGUUCUUAAAUGCGACUCUAGCAUUUCAUUUGCUUCGUUAGCUGCAAAUACUUCAAGUGAUGCUCAGCCAGCAUUUUCUGCUAAGACAGAAUCCAGCGGCAAAAAUGCGUUCGCGUUCCUGGGCGCAGGUGCUCCGGUAUUCGGCGCAAAGACACCCGCGAGGAAAGAAGAAGCAGACAAAUCGAAGAACGGCAGUGGAGGUGAUUCUGGCGACGAGGCAGCGGGCGGUAACGCUGAAGACGCCAACGAAGAGAACUAUGACCCUCAUUACGAGCCCAUCGUACCCUUGCCGGACCAGAUUGUAGUCUCUACGGGAGAGGAAGAGGAGAUACCGGUGUUCAACGAGAAGGCGAAGUUAUAUCGGUUCGACGCCAAGACGGAUGAGUGGAAGGAGAGGGGAGUUGGGCAUUUCAAGGUGCUGCAUCAUCCUAUUAAUGGCACCUACAGAUUGCUGCUGCGUCGCGAUGUAGUCCACAAAAUCGUUCUGAACCAACGGAUAACUCCAUCGUUAGAGUUCAUGCCAAUGACCGCCUCUGACAGAGCUUGGAUGUGGGCAGGGUACAACUAUGUUGAAAACGAGAGUAACUUCGAAGAACUUGCAGUAAAGUUCAAGAAUGUUGAAUUGGCUAAACAGUUUUAUGAUGUCAUUCAGGAUGUAAUAUCUAAAUGCAACAAAUCUUCAGCUGAAUGUUCAGUAGAAGAGGUCAUCGGCGAAGAUCCCCUAGAAUCAAGAGAUAAUACUGAAUAUGAGGAGGAAGACUAUGAUGAAGAUGAUAGGUCAGUGAUGUUCACGAAGCAGUGCACUUUGAGUGAACAACUGUCGAACAAUACUUGGCAGAAAGUGUGCACGGGUGAACUGCAAGUCUACUAUGAUCCAGAAUUGUAUGCUGCAAAGAUAUCUGUCGGUGAUGAAAAUGGCGAGGUGGCCAGCAAUACGCUUAUUGCUGUGAACACACUUAUGAUUAUAAACAAAAACGAAUGUACAUGGAGGGCGGUUGAAUGGGCCGGCGACAUGACGUGGAGAACACUAAAAGCCACGUUCGAAAACGAAGAUGCCGCGCAAGAAUUCCAUUCUAACUAUUUGGAAGGACUGAAUUAUGCCAGGCAAGUGGGGAUCAUCGACGGUGUGCCGCACGAGCAGGAUCCUGAUACUGAGACUGAAGACUAGGAUAAGAGGUUUCAUCGAAAAAACUAAAUCCGAGUUUAAUGUUAUUUUACUGUUAGCUUUUUAUUAUUGCAGAAUUUUAUUCCAUGUAUUGCCCAACUUGAAAAUAAAAAUGUUUUAGGAACUACA